ACAUAUAAUUAUAAUAUCCUGUAUAAAAUUAAAUCUUCAAUUACACCUACGAUGCGAACAGUCUAGUUUAAAGUUAUGCUCUCCAUAUGAUGUAUUCUUUGACGUUACACGUUACAUCAACAUGUAUAAUAUAUUAAACCACGAAAGUUGUUCAUCCUUUAACCCUGUAACUGGAGCACCUGCUAAAAAAUGACCACCUCCUCUGUUUCUUCAUCUUUGAUGUAUCGUAUAUAUACACAGAUUUCUUUUGGAAGAUCGCAGCAGUACUCUUGUAUUAUUCACAAUGAAAAUCAGUAUAAUUCUGGUUACCGUAGCGAUCAACUGCGUUUUCGCAGGUGACACCAAAUUCUCCGAAAAGAAGACCACUAAGCGUGGUGUCUUUGGUGAAUCACUCGGAUUCAACAGCGGAGAAUUGCGAGGAAGUAGUUAUGGAGAUAGUUACACAAGCAGCUAUUCAUCUGGCUUAGGUUUAGGUUCAUUCUCUUCCGGUCUUAAAAAUGGCAUCAUAGGACAUGGAGGUAAUGAAAUUGGCUUCGGAUCUAUCGGAACUGGCCUAGGAUCUAGCGGCAUUAGCCUUGGAUCCAAUGAUAUUAGCUUAGGAUCUGGUGGAGUUGGAGUUAGUUUGAGAACAGGAAAUAUUAAUUUGGGGGCACAAGUACAACGUACUAUAACAAUCACCAACAGAGUGGGCGUGCCUAUACCUCAGCCGUACCCAGUUCCGGUUCCAGUAGAUCGUCCCUAUGCAGUUGAAGUACCAAGACCAGUACCUGUUCCAGUUGAAAAACCAUACCCAGUCCAUAUAGAUAGGCCGAUACCUUAUCCUGUGAAAGUUCCUAUUAAAGUAGCAGUACCAGUACCUGUAAAAGUAACUGUACCACAUCCAGUACCUGUCGAGGUACCUAAGCCUGUAGCCGUCCCUGUUCAUACUCCUGUAAUUGUAAGAAAACCCAUACCUGUUUAUAUUGGCGAUAGUGGUUCAUCUUUUAAAGGCUCGCUAGGAGGUUAUACAGGAGGAUUUUCUGGAAGCUACUCUUCUCGAGGUUACUCUUUAGGUAGCUACUCUACUGGAGACUAUAGUGGACUUUCAUUAGGAUAUGGGUAUGAUCUUGGCUCUGGAUGGAAAGCCUCUGGUUGGAAUAAGAAGAGUUGGAAUGCCCGAAGUUUUGAAUAUUCAGAUAUAUCCACAUCAUGUCUAAUUGCAAGGGUUGCCUUCAGCAUUGAACAUUUGGCCCAUAAAGUUGAAGAAUUCAUCUUGGAACCAAGCUCCAAGAAGUAUGCCAUUACAACAUUUUGCGAGAAAGAAGUUACAUUUUUAUUCGCGUUUGUUCUUCUCCUAUGUCUGUCCACUUCGUGGGCGGAAACCAGUAAAAAAAUAAAACGUGGGAUUCUUCGUGAAAACCAUUUGGCAUCUGGAGACAUAGCAGUUGGCGACGGACACUUGGACAUUCCUCCAGUGUCUUCGUUACCCCUUGAAGGUGGACUAUCAACUGGUGGAGGAUUUGCAACUUCUAGUGCUAUUGCAGGCUCAACUUCUUUUAAAACUGCGGGCGGCGUCACAACAUCAUUUGAAGGAGCAGAUUUGCCAUCAGGAAGUGCUUUGAAUGCUGGCCCUUUUGAUGGGGCGGCUUUUGGCGCUGAUAAAGGAUUGGGAAUUGGUCCAGCUUUAGAAACAGGUUUUGGGGGAGUGAUUGGAAGUCCAUUGGGAGGUGGUGUAAAUGCCCCAGCUCCUGGUCCACUUGGAGGUCCUGACCUACACGCCAAUGUUAAUCAUUACCAUUUAGGACAUGCUGUUCAACGCCACAUAUCUGUCUUGCAUAAGAUUGGUAUACCAGUUCCACAGCCCUAUCAAGUACCAGUAGAAAGGCGCAUUCCAGUUAAGGUGCCAACCCCAGUAGAUAUUCCAGUAGAUCGUCCUUAUGAAGUUCGAGUGCCAAGACCAUAUCCAGUGAAAGUCUAUAAAGAUGUUCCCGUCAAAGUUGAUCAGCCCAUUCCAAUACCAGUAAAGGUGCCGGUUCACAUUAAUGUCCCACAUCCAGUUAAAGUUGAACAACCUGUGCCAGUACCUUAUCACAUUAUCAAAAAAGUACCUAUAGCUAUCCCACAUCCAAUUAUAGUAAAGAAAAAGGUUCCUGUUGCAAUUCAUGCACAUGUUGAGCCAGUACAUAUUCAUACACAAGUAGAUGUUCAUCAUGAUCAUCUUGUUGGUAAUCAUGUAAGUCAUGACUUGGGUCACCAUAUUAGUCAAGGCUUUAGCCAUGAUGAUCACGAUUACUUUGACCAUCAUCAUAGUCAUCAAAUUAUUGAAGGACAUCAUGGAUGGGACUAAAGUAUUUUUUUCGUGAUUGUUGUUGUCUAGUCGGUAGGUUAAGUCGUAUGUAAAUAUAUAAAUAAAUAAUAGAUAUUUUUGUUGA
Messenger RNA from Anthonomus grandis grandis, 2411 nucleotides. RefSeq lists its product as uncharacterized. The transcript has 6 exons. Lineage: Eukaryota; Metazoa; Arthropoda; Insecta; Coleoptera; Curculionidae. The record is from RefSeq and is a predicted model, not a curated record. Bases 284 to 2326 code for a protein of 680 amino acids.